CGUGUUGAAUUAUUGAUGAAGAGAAAAUUAUCAUUCCAAGGCUUAAACAUUCUAAAUCGUUUUUCGUCAUCUUGGAUUUAGGUGUCAAAGAAAAUUUUGAGCUCUAGAAACCGUCGAAGCAAAGAGUAUGGAGCAAAGUAAUUUCCGUGUCUUGAUCCUGCUUUUAACAAUCGGAUCGAUUAUCUCUAUCAUUCUAAGUAUUUCCGGCAAUCACUGGAUUAAAGUUACAAAUUACACUGCCGGUUUGUGGAAGAAAUGUGAACACGGAAAGGAAUGUAUUGAUCUCGAACAGUUUUGGCUACCUGCUGUUCGUGUUGUCAUGGUCACUGGUCUAGGUUUGCUUUGUUCGGCUGUCUUGUAUUAUGCUGCCAUGGUUUUUAAGCCAAGAUCGUUUGGAUCACUUUGUAUGAGCGUGUUCUUGGGGUUGGCAAGUGCUUGUGUUCUGAUUGGUUUAUCAGUAUAUUUGUAUUUUGAUAUGGAUACCUUCACAAACAGCUUCCAAUAUCACUGGUCGUUUUUCAUGGGAUGGUUGAGUUUUGUUCUUGCUCUCAUUGCCACUACAAUGUCGUGUUAUGACGCUCGAAAGAAUGUGAAACCAUUCGAAAAUGCCGUGCGACUAGAAUAAACAAUCGCGCGUCCAUAUUUAAGUAGCAGCACAAGAACGCGAUGUGUCAGGCAAACACUUUCCAGAAAACUAUAUUUAAGUUUUUUUUGCACUUAAUAUACUAUACACCAACCAACACCAAACCCCAUUAUUUAACUUUUUGGUUAUUUUUUUUGUAUUACGAUAAAUGUAUUACGAUACUCAAA
Molecule: messenger RNA, 810 nt
Organism: Hydractinia symbiolongicarpus
Lineage: Eukaryota; Metazoa; Cnidaria; Hydrozoa; Anthoathecata; Hydractiniidae
Product: epithelial membrane protein 2-like
Exons: 4
Coding region: 128-625 (165 amino acids)
Cellular component (GO): plasma membrane
Source: RefSeq, a predicted model, not a curated record